UGGCAAUGUACAGCACAAGCACGGGAACCGAUUCCUCCUCUCCUGCACUUCCCCCAAUGGACUCGGGGCUUCUCUCCCUCUCUCUAGACUCGGAACUGCUCCCUCUCUCUCUCUCUCUCUCUCUCUCUCUCUCGCUCCCGUCUCACACACAAACCCAGAAGCAGAGGAAGAAGAAUUGCCAGAAAGGAAAAUCCUUGUUCAGUCGUCUUCUACGAUAUUCUCCAUGUUUCUCAGUGUUCUAGCCUUGCUCGCUUCAGAAGAACAUUAAUAAAACAUGGCCUGCAUGCAGCUGGGCACUAAAUCUGAACAAUUUCAUCGCGAAGGUCAUAACUGGCUUUGCACGACUGGGCUUCCAAGCGAUGUUACUGUUGAAAUUGGAGAAAUGUCCUUUCAUCUUCACAAGUUUCCUUUGCUUUCAAGGAGUGGGCUAUUAGAAAAGCUUACUGAAGAAUUUUCAUGUGAGGAUGGAUCAAGUUGUGUUUUGCAGCUUCAUGACCUACCUGGUGGAGCUAAAGCAUUUGAGCUUGUGGCCAAAUUUUGUUAUGGUGUUAAAAUAGAGCUGAGUGCUUUGAAUGUUGUCAGCCUUAGGUGUGCUGCUGAGUACCUUAGGAUGAGUGAAGACUAUGGAGAGGGAAAUCUCAUUGCACAAACAGAGGCCUUCCUUAAUGAAGUUUUUGGUAAUUGGCCAGACUCAAUAAAAGCUCUUGAAUCAUGUGAAGUUGUUCUAGCAUAUGCAGAAGAGCUACACUUUGUUUCAAGAUGCAUCAACUCCUUGGCAGUGAAAGCUUGUGCAGACCCAUGCUUAGUUGGCUUGCCUGUUUCAGGGCAGAACAACACGCAGAGCCCAGGUGGCACUGUAUUGUGGAAUGGAAUAUCUACCACAACAAAGUCACAAUCAGUUAAUAAUGAUUGGUGGUAUGGGGAUGUGGCCUUCCUUAACUUACCUCUGUAUAAACGGCUGAUCCAAGCCAUUGAGAUGAAAGGAAUGAAACCUGAGUGCAUUGCUGGGUCUCUCAUUUUCUAUGCUAAGAGAUAUCUUCCACUGAUGAAUAGACAAUCAAGCUUCAAGGACACAAACCAUGUCAACCCGGGGACAACAAUUUCCACCCCUUCUGAGGCAGAUCAAAGAGCUCUCCUCGAAGAGAUUGUGGGGUUACUUCCAAAGCAGAAGGGAGUCACAUCGACGAAGUUUUUGAUUAGGCUGCUCCGAACUGCUAUGAUAUUACAUGCAAGUCCAUCAUGUAGAGAAAGUUUGGAGAAAAGAGUGGGUGCUCAGUUGGACCAAGCUGCUCUGGAAGACCUUCUUAUACCAAAUAUGGGCUAUUCAGUGGAGACCCUGCAUGAUAUAGACUGCGUUCAGAGGAUUCUUGAUCAUUUCAUGUCGGCUGAUCAGACGAUUGCCACAUCAUUGUCUCCAUGUACAAUUGAAGAGGAGCAGUUGGCUGAUGGGGCCCACUCCCUGAAUCCAAUUACUAUGGUGGCCAGUUUGGUGGAUGGAUAUCUUGCUGAGGUGGCACCAGAUGUUAAUCUGAAGCUCCCAAAGUUUCAGUCGCUUGCUGCUGUUAUCCCCGAGUAUGCUAGACCACUUGAUGAUGGCAUGUAUCAUGCAAUCGAUAUAUACCUGAAGGCACAUCCGUGGCUUACAGAUUCUGAGAGGGAGCAAAUGUGUAGACUGAUGAACUGUCAGAAGCUGUCGUUGGAGGCUAGCACCCAUGCAGCACAGAAUGAGAGGCUACCUCUCCGAGUAAUUGUCCAAGUUCUGUUCUUUGAACAGCUUCGGCUCCGAACAUCAAUUUCUGGAUGGUUCUUUGUCUCUGACAAUCUUGAAAAUUCACAAAAUCCCGGUAGAAACCUUGCAUUCCCUGUGAACAGUGGGUCUGACCUAGAUGACCCUGCACAUGAUCAAGUCAUGGGUGUUGAUGUCAUGAGGGAACGUGUUUUUAAGCUUGAAAAGGAGUGUUUGAGCAUGAAACAAGAGAUCCAGAAGCUGACAAAGAUGAAUAGAAGUUGGAAUAUUUUUCCCAAAAGGUUUGGUUUUGGAUUAAAAUCUCAGCCUCGCAAUUCCAAAGCAUCAUCACAUUGUGAAUUAAUAGAACAAUCAUCAUAUGAAUGGGCAAAAAGGUCCAAAAAAUUGUGAGCUUGCUGUCUGAAGUAUGAAGGUCCACCUAAUGGGCUAGCACAACAUUUUUUCAUUUCUUUGUUUUCUUCCCAGUACCCAUUGAAUCCUCGAGACUCCUGAUUCUUUAUUCAUUGAAUGGAUAAUAAUUGAAUUGCUGUUUAGGGCUUAGAAGGUAAGUUCUAACUCAGUUUUCUCACAUAUCAUUUGCACAUUGUUGUAAGUUUUAGAUUAAAUUGAAGAGGACAAAACGACAUUGAGAUUAGUGGUUAUGCACUCAUUUAUGUGAUUUCUUACACAGUUUGUAAACAAAUCAGAAUAGAUGUUGGCCUCUUCAAGGCCAUUAUUUCAGAUAUCUUGUUCACCA
This is a messenger RNA of Malania oleifera, 2483 nucleotides long. Its product is annotated as BTB/POZ domain-containing protein At5g03250-like. The record is from RefSeq and is a predicted model, not a curated record. Bases 275 to 2137 code for a protein of 620 amino acids. Gene Ontology annotation, molecular function: protein binding. NCBI's taxonomy places the organism in Eukaryota, Viridiplantae, Streptophyta, Magnoliopsida, Santalales, Ximeniaceae. The transcript is spliced from 4 exons.